Molecule: messenger RNA, 567 nt
Organism: Microstroma glucosiphilum
Lineage: Eukaryota; Fungi; Basidiomycota; Exobasidiomycetes; Microstromatales; Microstromataceae
Exons: 1
Molecular function (GO): nucleic acid binding
Source: RefSeq, a predicted model, not a curated record
AUUCUUGCAGUUUCUGUCGAGAAACAAGUAAUCGCACAUCAAGAGCGCUUUGGAUCAACAGAUUCAGCUGUUUUCGAGUCCUUUGUGCAUCAUUUGCUCUCCAAGCUUGACAGUCCGCAUCAGAUUGUGAUGGACAAUGCUUCAAUUCACAAACACGUCAAUACCAAGCGAGCAAUCAGCGAUGCAGGCCAUUUCCUCGUCUUCCAGCCGCCUUACACACCAGAAUUCAACCUCUGCGAGUGGGUUUUUGGCCUCAUCAAAGGCUAUGUGGGCAAACAAGACAUAGACUCGCAUGGGACGCUCACAAAUCACAUUAGCAACGAGUUGAACAACAUUACAGAGGAGAAUAUGCGUGGAUUCAUGGCAGAAUCAAUCAGAUGGACAAAGGCAGCGCAAAUGCUGAAAGAUCUAGGCAUUCAACACGAUGCAGAUACGCUGGAGACAAGAGACAUGGAAGAUUGGAGUGAAGGAGAGCGGGAAGGCAGUGAGAGCAGGGUAGGGGAGCUGGAAAACACGCAGGAGAGCCAUACCACAGCCUCUUCCGAGGAUCCUAUGUCACUGGCGUGA